Messenger RNA from Beta vulgaris subsp. vulgaris (sugar beet), 738 nucleotides. The record is from the annotation of a RefSeq genome assembly. Lineage: Eukaryota; Viridiplantae; Streptophyta; Magnoliopsida; Caryophyllales; Amaranthaceae.
AUGAUGUUACGUUCCAAAAUGUCUUAUUAUACUGUUUGUUCAUUCAUGACCAUGCCCAAUACUUCUAUGUUUCGUUACCGUCUUCAUUCUGGCUUUACUAGCGGCUCAUCUCUUUCUAUAUCUGGCAUUCUACGAUCAAGGAGAACAAUGGUACGAAGGGGACAGAAGCCUAAGUUUUCUAUUAGUAGGAGCAAGAAGAAAAGAAGCGUUGGUUGUUGGAUCCAUAUCCUUUACUCGUGCAAGAGCGGUCUUUCAUUCCUCGCUCGGGGACUCUUUCGUGCUUGGGUUUUUGUUUGCUUUUUCUCCAAAAGCUUGACUUGGGUGCACUUUUCUCUGAAACUCUUGGAGUUGUUGGGACUGUUACCUUGUUCUGUCCUCCCCGACCUAAGCCUUCCAACGGAUAGCGAUGGUAACACCAUCGAUCUGAAUGGUCCACCCUCCCCCUCGUCGCUGCACGAACAGAUAGAAAGUUCCGACUCUUUACGGGCGCGGAAUCGCCAAUUGGCAGAGCAUCUGGAGCGAGUUCAAGAGGAAAUCUUGAACCUUGAGAUUGAGAACGAAGAAGAUCCAACCCGUCGUCGCGAAAGGGUGGAGCAUCUCAAUAGGGAAGUGCAAGAGCUCGAAAGACAAGUAGAAAUCAAUAAAACAAGGGAUGCCCAGAGAGCUCAUCAGAUUUCACUAUUACAAGAAGGUUUAGGUGAACAAGACCGAAAGCAAGGGGACCAACAGUCCGCUUGA